Molecule: messenger RNA, 3657 nt
Organism: Daldinia childiae
Lineage: Eukaryota; Fungi; Ascomycota; Sordariomycetes; Xylariales; Hypoxylaceae
Product: Elongation factor G, mitochondrial
Exons: 6
Coding region: 1-3657 (1218 amino acids)
Biological process (GO): mitochondrial translational elongation; proteolysis
Cellular component (GO): mitochondrion
Molecular function (GO): GTPase activity; translation elongation factor activity; GTP binding
Source: RefSeq, a predicted model, not a curated record
AUGAAAACUGUCGCGACGUUUGCGGCCGGCGCAUUAGUCGCUUCCGUUGCUCGAGCGCAAGUGGUACAAUGGGAUAUACAUAGAAGGCAGACUGGAACUAAGCUUGAAAGGCGACAAGAUGGAACAGUUACAGAGGUUAUCACCAACGAGCAACUUAGAGGGGGUUAUUUUGCCUCUUGUACAGUCGGCACUCCUGCGCAGAAGUUAACAUUACAACUGGAUACCGGAUCGAGCGACAUUUGGGUACCCUCGAGCAGCUCUAGCGUCUGCCAAGAAACUAACGAUAAUCCGGGCUGCAAUCUGGGAUCUUUUGACGAAAGCGAUUCUACAUCCUUCUCUGUCGUGGGGCAAGAUCAAUUUAGCAUUUCUUAUGUCGACGGUAGUCACUCGAAAGGCGAUUAUAUCGCAGAGACGUUUGGAAUCGGCGACGCCACCUUGACCAAUUUGACUAUGGGUCUUGGCGUCAAUACCGAUAUCCCAUAUGGCCUCGUUGGCGUGGGAUAUGUAGCGAGCGAGGCUAUUGUCGGUAGCACCCGCUCUACCUCUUCUACAUAUGAUAAUCUUCCAGUAAAGAUGCAGAAGCAGGGACUUAUUGCUACCAAUGCGUAUAGCUUGUGGUUAAAUGAUCUAGAUGCGAGCACUGGUAGUAUCUUGUUCGGCGGAAUCGAUACUGAGAAGUACCGUGGCGACCUUACUCGAAUAAACAUCUACAAAGAUUCGCGCUCCGGAGUUUUUUCGACCUUUACUGUCGCUUUAACGUCCGUACAAGCGUCCUCUCCAUCAGGAACCGACUCCCUCUCUUCCGAGUUCCCCAUUCCCGUCGUCCUUGACUCUGGCACCACAUUCAGCUAUUUGCCGACAGACCUAGCAGAACAGAUCUGGCACGAGGUAGGCGCCAGUUAUUACACUCAAGUGAACCUUCCGUUGCUCCCCUGUAGCAUGGGAAAUAGCCAAGGCCACUUCUCGUUCGGGUUCGGCGGUUCUGGCGGUCCAGCCAUCAAUGUUACGAUGGACGAGCUUGUUCUGCCCGUGGAUGGUGUUACCAAAUUUGAAGACGGCCCAAACAAAGGAGAAGUGGUCUGUCAAUUCGGUAUCCAAAAUUUCAGCAGCAGCAGUGCAACAUUUCUUUUAGGGGACACUUUCUUGCGGUCGGCUUAUGUUGUCUACGACUUGGUUAACAAUGAAGUUGCGAUUGCACCUACAGAUUUCAACUCUACCACAUCUAACGUUGUCGCAUUCCCCAGUCUUGGUGCUCAAAUUCCUUCGGCUACCGCGGCGCCUAACCAAGCCGAGGUAACCCAGAGUAGCUCUCUUGAGUCACCGUCGUACGGUGCCAGCGGCGGCUUUAAAGAUUCUGCCGCAUCACUACCGCCUCCCUUAGAUUUUUCUAGGAUAGCCAUCAUGGGAGCCAGUAUGAGUCUAGUGAUGCCAAGAUAUGCCGCAGCCACUUCCGCCGCUAGCGCAGCGUUGAAGAAAGCUGCCGAAGAGGCGGCGAGCCUUACACCUGAAGCCGUCUUUGCCAAGAUGAGCCCAGAAGAAAAGAAGCGGUUAUCCAGAGUGCGCAACAUUGGUAUCGCCGCACAUAUUGAUAGCGGAAAGACCACUGCUACCGAGCGGGUACUAUUCUAUACGGGACGAAUUAAGGCUAUUCACGAAGUGCGAGGUAGGGAUGGAGCAGGCGCCAAGAUGGACUCUAUGGAACUCGAGCGAGAGAAGGGAAUCACCAUUCAGUCCGCUGCUACGUUCUGUGACUGGAAGAAAGUAGAAGAUGGGGAGGAGCAUACCUAUCACAUCAACUUGAUCGAUACACCAGGACAUAUUGAUUUUACUAUCGAGGUCGAACGCGCCCUGAGAGUUCUGGACGGAGCUGUCAUGAUUCUUUGCGCUGUCAGCGGCGUUCAGUCCCAGACCAUUACUGUAGACAGGCAGAUGAAGCGGUACAAUAUCCCCCGAAUUAGUUUCGUGAACAAGAUGGACCGAAUGGGUGCCAACCCUUGGAAGGCUGUCGAGCAGAUCAAUUCCAAGUUAAAGAUCCCUGCCGCAGCUAUUCAAAUACCGAUUGGUGCCGAGGACCAAUUCAAAGGAGUUGUCGACCUGAUAGGCAUGAAAGCUAUCUACAGCGAAGGACCUAAGGGAACAAUUGUUCGAACAGGUCCCAUCCCCGAGGACCUGAAGGAGCUUGCGGAGCAGAAACGUCAGGAACUGAUCGAGAAACUAGCAGAUGUUGAUGACGAGAUUGCCGAAAUUUUCCUAGAAGAGGGUACCCCGUCCAACGAGCAGAUCAUGGCCGCCAUCCGAAGGGCGACUAUUGCCUUAAAGUUCUCGCCAGUUAUGAUGGGCUCUGCUUUAGCCGAUAAAUCUAUCCAACCCUUACUUGACGCUGUUUGCGACUACCUGCCUAACCCCGCCGACGUUGAAAAUGUGGCUUUAGAUCGCACCAAGGAUGAGGCGGAAACUCAGCUAGUUCCCUAUAACUCGCUACCGUUUGUUGGUCUAGCGUUCAAGCUCGAAGAGAACAAUUAUGGCCAGCUCACCUAUAUCCGAGUCUACCAGGGUACCCUGAAGAAGGGUACUUAUCUCUUCAACUCACGAACUGACAAGAAGGUCAGAAUUCCCCGAAUCGUGCGGAUGCAUUCCAACGAGAUGGAAGAUGUCAACGAGAUUGGUGCCGGUGAGAUUUGUGCUGUAUUCGGUGUCGAGUGUGCUUCGGGUGAUACAUUCACGGACGGAAACUUGCCAUAUACCAUGUCUUCCAUGUUCGUACCCGAUGCAGUCAUGUCGCUUUCUAUUAAGCCCAAGCGAAGCACGGACGCCGACAAUUUCAGUAAGGCAAUGAACCGAUUCCAACGUGAAGACCCUACCUUCAGAUUAUUUGUCGACGAGGAAAGUGAAGAGACUAUCAUCUCAGGCAUGGGCGAGUUGCACUUGGAAAUUUACAUCGAACGUCUACGACGAGAAUAUAAGGUCGACUGUAUCACUGGCCAACCCCGAGUAGCAUACCGUGAGACCAUCAGCAACAAGGCCGAGUUCGACUACCUACUAAAGAGACAGACUGGCGGACCCGGUGACUUUGCUCGUGUCGGCGGAUGGAUCGAACCGAACGAGGAGCCGGAGAAGAAUAGCUUCUCUAACCAGGUUGUGGGCGGUGCUAUUCCGGACAAGUUCAUCUCCGCCUGUUCUAAAGGUUUCGAGGUCGCCUGUGAGAAGGGUCCUCUGCUUGGCCACAAGGUUAUCGGAGCCCGCAUGGUAGUAAAUGAUGGUGCGACACACGUCACAGAUUCUUCCGAUUUUGCCUUCAGUCUGGCAGCGCAGAUGGCAUUUCGCAAGACCUUCCCGGAGGCUGGCGGUCAAGUCCUGGAGCCGUUGAUGAAGACGACCAUUAUGGCACCCAACGAGUUCCAGGGUAACAUCCUCAUGUUGAUGAACAAGCGUAACGCGACCAUCAUUGACACAGAGAUCGGUUCCGAGGACUUUACCCUGAUCGCAGACUGCAGCUUGAAUGCUAUGUUCGGUUUCAGUACGCAGCUAAGAGCAGCCACUCAAGGAAAGGGAGAAUUCAGCAUGGAGUUUUCUCAUUACGCGCCCGCGCCGCCGCAUCUACAGAGGGAGUUGGUAGCCAAGUACGAGAAGGAGCUCGAGGCUAAGAGGACUAAGUAA